Molecule: messenger RNA, 3805 nt
Organism: Phyllotreta striolata
Lineage: Eukaryota; Metazoa; Arthropoda; Insecta; Coleoptera; Chrysomelidae
Source: the annotation of a GenBank genome assembly
UUUCAAGCUUCAGAAAGUUUCAAAUUCAUUGUCAUUACCUAAAAAUUUCCAACACACAAGUUUAAAUUAUCAACAUCCUGUUUCAAUAAAACUGAAGAAAAAAAUUAUUUAAGUUUAUCAGUAGAGUACCUGCCCUAUAAAUGCUUUCCUAUGAAAUCGAAGUUCCAUAAAAUGAACAGUAACUUCUCAAAAUAUUGGGACCAGUGGGAUGCACCAGGCGACAAUAUGACCAUGGAUGAGAAAUACGUGGAAAGUAUCUGGAAUUUGUUGAAAAACGCCAUACAGGAAAUUCAAAAGAAAAACAAUUCAGGUUUAAGUUUCGAAGAACUUUAUCGCAAUGCCUAUACCAUGGUUCUCCAUAAACAUGGCGAACGUUUAUAUACAGGUUUAAAAGAAGUUGUUACCCACCACCUAGAACUUAAGGUAAGGGAAGACGUAUUAAAAUCGUUACAUAAUAAUUUUUUAAUGACUUUAAAUCAAGCAUGGAAUGACCAUCAAACAUCAAUGGUCAUGAUUAGGGAUAUACUCAUGUAUAUGGACAGGGUGUAUGUACAACAAAAUGAUGUUGAUAAUGUAUAUAAUCUUGGACUAAUCAUAUUCAGAGAUCAAGUGGUUCGUUAUGGCUGUAUUAGAGAUCAUCUUAGAGAAACAUUACUAGAUAUGGUAAUGCGAGAGCGUAGAGGAGAGAAAGUCGAUAGAAUCUCGAUAAAAAACGCUUGUCAAAUGUUGAUGGUUCUUGGAAUUAAUUCUCGUUCUGUCUACGAAGAAGACUUUGAGCGGCCUUUUUUACAACAAUCUGCCGAAUUCUAUAAAGUGGAAAGUCAACGAUUCUUGGCAGAAAACAGCGCGUCCGUGUAUAUUAAAAAAGUAGAGGCUCGAAUCAACGAGGAAUCAGAUCGAGCCAAGCACUAUUUGGACGAAUCGACAGAAUCUCGAAUUGUGGAAGUCGUCGAAGAAGAAUUAAUCAAAAAACAUAUGAAGACAAUCGUCGAGAUGGAGAAUUCGGGGGUGGUCCACAUGCUGAAACACCAAAAGACCGACGAUUUGGCCUGCAUGUACAAGUUGUUUGGUCGCGUCUUGGACGGUCUGAAGACGAUGGCGGAUUGCGUGAGUUUGUACUUGCGCGAGCAAGGCAAGGCGUUGGUGCAAGAGGAGGAACACCAGCCGUCCACGAACGCCAUCACGUUCGUCCAAUCGCUGCUCGAUUUGAAAGACGGCUUCGAUCAUUUCCUCAAGAAUUCCUUCAACAACGACAAGAUCUUCAAGCAAAUGAUCGCGUCGGAUUUCGAGCACUUUUUAAAUUUGAAUCCCAAGUCUCCGGAAUAUCUGUCGCUGUUUAUCGAUGAUAAGCUGAAGAAAGGCGUCAAAGGGAUGUCGGAGCAAGAUAUAGAAUUAGUUUUGGAUAAAUCCAUGGUAUUGUUUAGAUUCCUUCAAGAAAAAGAUGUGUUCGAGAGAUACUACAAACAGCAUCUUGCCAAAAGAUUGUUACUCAACAAGUCUGUCAGCGACGACUGGGAGAAGAAUAUGAUCUCAAAAUUGAAGACCGAAUGUGGAUGCCAGUUUACAUCCAAAUUAGAGGGCAUGUUCAAAGACAUGACGGUGUCUAAUACGAUUAUGGAUGAAUUUAAAGAGCACAUCACGAAAUCCGAGGCUAAUUUGGGCGGAGUAGAUUUAUUUAUGCGCGUUUUAACGACCGGUUUUUGGCCAACGCAAAGCGCAACACCCAAAUGCCACAUACCAGCUGUACCACUAGCUGCCUUUGAAUGCUUUAGAAGGUUCUAUUUAGCGAAACACAGCGGUCGCCAAUUGACUUUGCAACCGCAACUCGGCAACGCCGAUUUGAACGCGGUCUUUUACGGUCCGAAGAAGGACGACAGCGACAAGGACGGCGCCUGUUCAUCAUCCACGACCGUCGUUUCGAGCAGGACCGGCCCCAGGAAGCACAUCAUUCAAGUGUCCACCUAUCAGAUGGUCGUAUUGAUGCUGUUCAAUAACCACGACAAGCUGACUUACGAAGAGAUACUCAACGAGUCUGAUAUACCAGAAAGGGACCUCAUUAGGGCUUUACAAUCUUUGGCGAUGGGUAAAGCGACUCAAAGGAUUCUUAUUAAAAAUCCGAAGACGAAGGAGAUCGAGUCCAGUCACGAGUUUUACGUAAACGACUCUUUUACAUCUAAAUUGCAUCGCGUUAAGAUACAAACUGUAGCUGCAAAGGGAGAAAACGAGCCCGAGAGAAGGGAAACUAGAAAUAAGGUUGAUGAAGAUAGAAAGCACGAAAUUGAGGCAGCGAUUGUAAGGAUAAUGAAGUCGCGAAAGCGAAUGCCGCACAAUAUUCUUGUUACGGAAGUAACAGAGCAAUUAAAGAGUCGUUUUCUUCCCUCGCCUGUAAUUAUAAAAAAGAGGAUAGAGGGUUUAAUCGAACGGGAGUACUUGGCACGGACCCCAGAAGAUCGUAAAGUGUACACAUAUGUUGCAUGAACUUAAGAGGAUCAUUAUGAAACUAUUGCAUAUAGUGGUCCAGUGAUCUACAAUAGCAGAUUAUUUACAUAAACGUAAUUAAUAUUAAUUAAAUUAUUCCGGCAGUUAAUUUUUUUUAUAGACUGGUUUAUGAUUUUAAUAAACACUCAAACAACUCCAAUAUCCGCAUUUUUGCCGAAAAGAAUUAUUGACCGCAAUUUUCAUUAUCGGAAUUCUUUAAUUUUAUAUUACUUGAAUCAUUAAUUACAAAAAAAACGUUUACCGCUUUUCAAUAUUUUUAUGAAGUUUUCUGCAAAAAUAGUAGUUGUUAUUCGGUUUCGCCAAAAUCAUACCAGUCUGUUUUUUCGGAUAAUUUGAAAUUCCAUUUAACCAGAUUUAUCGAUGUAAAAAAUAUGCGCUCAAAAAAAAUAAGAUGACUUCCAGACCAAUCAAGCGUUUAUACUCUGGUAAAUUUGCUAAUGAAAAUCUCAAAUUAACACAAUAGGUAUGAUUUAUAGUAAAAACUUGAAUGCUUCUUGCAGUUGCUAAAAUAAAUUGUAAUUUUUACAAAAUUUUGCCAGUCACUUGCAGUGUGUAUUUUCUUUAGACUCUGUUUCCUCUCUUUUUUUGUCACCGAAUCACUAUCUGUCACAACAUAUUUGGUCUUCCUCUUUCGAUUAUUUAGUUUUUUAAUUAAUUUAAAAUAUUUACUUAGAAUAUGUCUUUAGUUAUAAAACAAUAUUAAAUAAGGUUGCUGAAAACCUCAAUACUUUUGUUUGAGCUCUUGUAUCUCUUUAAUAUUCUUCAACAAUUCGAUCAUUCUCGUGAUUGGGAUUCGCCUUUUCUGUGUAGAUGACUCGUCGGUUUAGGAUUUUUAUUAUCGAAUAGAAAACUUAUUCAGAAAUUAGCCAACUGCCGAAGUGUCAUUGAAAUUGUGCAAAAAGUGACUUGUGUAGUGCCAAAAGGGACACGGAAUCUUGGAUGGAAUGUUUUAACAAAACUUUUGAAGCUCUUGGGGUGUUUAGGGAAUACUUAUGAAACGUACCUAUCAUUUUAUAAUAAACUAUAAAGUGUUUUUGCAUGUAAUUUGGUAAUAAUUGGUAUUGUGAAUCCUGAAAUUCGAUUUUCUACUUAAAUAAUAUAGUGGUAAACCAGUGGUAAUCGCGAAAUUGUUAGAAAUACGAAGAUUUGGUCGGAGGUUAAUUUGAAAGGGUGUUUGAUUUUCUUAUUCAUAUAGUUCCCUAAAAAACAGGUUGUAAAUAGAUUUAAUUUAACUAUUAAAUUAUUCUUUAUAACAGCUAGAAGGCUUUGAACGAGAAGCAUGACGGUAAAUAAAGUAUGUUUUAAU